AUGGACCAUACCCAACGACCCAGCGAAGUUAUGUUGGGCUAUGACGACGAUGACGAAGAUAUGAUGCUUGCCAUGAUUGAAGAAGAUCAACAAAACAUUCUUGGUGUUGAUGAAUUCCUCAAGAGCAACAGCAACAAUCGGGAACCAACACCCAUUGUCAAUAAUGCCAUGGAAAUCGACGGCAUGGAAGGAACGGGAAAUACACCGGCGAUGAAGACGGCUGCCAUAACCACUGCUACGACGCUUGCUGCAGUAGCAUCGGCUAGUACUGCAGGGACAGUAGAACAAAACGACGACGACGAUUCGCCCUUAUUCAGUGUUUUUAACGAGAACGUACAAAACGGAUUAAACGUUAAUCCCGAAAACCAUCGUUUUUCAAUGGAAGCAGGUGGACUUGUCACUAUCCAGAAUCGUCUAGCUGAACGACCUACAAGAACAAUAGCUACACCUACACCUUUAAGACCCAAAACACCUAAAGUGGAUUAUACCAAGCCUCCAGCAACAGGCCGCUAUCUUACAAGCACAUGUGCAUUCACCGAUAAGACGUUAUAUUUCCCCAGAAUCAAUCCCAAAUCCACGACGACGACCAAAAAAGAUAAAGGCAAGGGUAUCUUGCGACACGUUGAUAGGCGGAUGGAAUUGCUUGACAAACCAAUUUGGCGAAUGAAAAAAGAAAUUGAGGAACAAAAUACGCGCGUCCGAAAGCGUGAGGAAGAUGAAAAGCUAGGAUAUGAAAGUUAUCAGGAUGGCAAAAAGCAAAAGCGAAGGAAGCGGACACAAGUUGUGAAACCCUAUGUUACCGAACAACUUUGGGUCGACAAGUACAGGCCAAAAGGAUUUUUGGAUUUGUUGGGUGAUCAGCGCGUGAACCGAGAUGUAUUAAAAUGGGUCAAGCAAUGGGAUUAUUGUGUCUUUGGCAAAGCUCCACCGUCGGAAACCCAACGUGAAAAAAUCAUGAAGAGCUAUAAAAACACAUUUGGAGGAAAUGGGGCCUCUUUUCAGGGAAAUAAGACCGAAAAGCCAAAGGACCGUUUGCUUCGACCAGAUAGAAAGAUCAUGCUGAUAUCCGGCCCGCCCGGUUUUGGUAAGACUACGUUAGCACACGUAGUAGCAAACCACGCUAAUUACAAUAUCGUUGAAGUAAAUGCAAGUGAUGAUCGAACUGGUGAUGUAGUAUCAUCUAAAAUCAAAUCUGCUCUGGAGAUGCAGGCCAUCAUCCGAGAGCCGGUCUCUACCAAUGACGGAACGCGUACCAUGUCAAUGGAUCAAAAGCCAAAUUGUCUAAUUAUUGACGAAAUUGAUGGUGCCAGUUCUGGAGGUGGUGGCGAGAGUUUCAUCAAGCAACUGGUUAAUCUAGCAACCGCAGAGUUAAAAGAUGAUAGGAAUAUCAAUGUAGGAUUAGCGAAAAAGAAAGGCAAAGGAAAGGAAACCGCACCACUUUUACGACCCAUCAUUUGUAUUUGUAACGACCUAUAUGCUCCAGUUUUGCGCCCGCUUCGUUCAGUCGCACACUUGAUCCAGUUCCGAAAAAUACCUAUGUUGACCAUUGCCAAACGACUUCAGGAAAUCUGUGAGGAAGAAGGAUUAGAAAGUGAUCUUCGAGCCUUGAGCUUGCUGGCUGAAAUAACGGAUGGUGAUAUUCGAAGCUGUUUGAAUACGCUCCAGUUUAUUCGUGGUAAAAGCUCUGUAUUUACUCGUGAAAUGCUGGAAGAAGCAGGCUUGGGACGUAAAGAUAUGGGAAAAUCGCUGUUCUCGGUAUGGGAAGAAAUCUUUACAGCAGAGAGUGGACGAAAGCGGGCAGCUACGCAUCAUCAAAACCAUGCGCCUGUGGAUACCAAGAACCGCUACCUUGGACGAUUAACGGACUCCAUUAUGACAAACGGCGAAAUUGAGAAGAUUAUGCAAGGUUGUUUCGAAUCUUAUCCGAAAAUGCGCUAUAACGAUAUUGGAUGUCAAAAAAUCGUUCACAUGAGUGAUUGGCUGAAUUUCUAUGAUCUUAUCAACCAUCGCACGAACGACAUGCAUGACUAUGGUCUUUAUGGUUAUCUCCCGUACCCCGCCAUCAAUUUCCACCGAUACUUUGCCGGCUCUGCCUCACAAGAACGUAUCGAAUACCCAAGAGUGGAUUAUGAACAAUUUGUUGCUAGAAAAUCGUAUGAAAACUUGAUUUCAGUCUUUUUGGCUGGCGUUAAUCCCAAACGCCGAAGGACUUUGCAUAAAGACAUGAUAGCAACAGAGCUAGCACCUCGUUUAUUACGAAUUAUGUCACCGGACAUACGACCGGUUAACAAACAACUUAUCAAACCACAUGAAAAAGAAGUUUUAUCAAGAUUAAUAGACGUCUUGAUCGAAUUUGGAAUAACCUUCUUGCAAGAAAAGAAUGAAGACGGACAGUUUGUUUACAAGCUUGACCCACCUUUGGAGCAAAUUAUAAACUUUGAUGGAGCUGGCGGCGUAACUGGCAAAGUGCUGCCUAAGCAUUAUGCUGUUCGACAACUUAUCGCUCAGGAGAUUGAGCUUGAAACAAUUCGUCGUCGAGAACAAGCAGCUCGGACUCGUGAAGGUGCAUUACCGCGUGCACGGGCAAAGCCGACCAUCGAGGAAAUCGUGCAAAAGGCUACUGAAGAUAAGGCUCCAGCCAAGAUGGCUACCGAUUUCUUUGGACGCGUAAUUCAACCUGAUCCCAACAACAACAACAGUAACCCAACCAACAGCAGAGGACCAGUGGUAUGA
Zychaea mexicana is the source of this 2733-nucleotide messenger RNA. RefSeq lists its product as uncharacterized. The transcript has 20 exons. Lineage: Eukaryota; Fungi; Mucoromycota; Mucoromycetes; Mucorales; Lichtheimiaceae. Bases 1 to 2733 code for a protein of 910 amino acids. Gene Ontology annotation, molecular function: ATP binding; ATP hydrolysis activity. The record is from RefSeq and is a predicted model, not a curated record.